This is a messenger RNA of Vitis vinifera (wine grape), 1252 nucleotides long. Its product is annotated as thylakoid lumenal protein TL20.3, chloroplastic. NCBI's taxonomy places the organism in Eukaryota, Viridiplantae, Streptophyta, Magnoliopsida, Vitales, Vitaceae. The coding region runs from base 171 to 848 and encodes 225 amino acids. The transcript has 7 exons. The record is from RefSeq and is a predicted model, not a curated record.
GCACCACACUCACCAAACAAGAAAGAAACACUCGUGUUCCGGUCUCAACCUAUCCUCUACCCCAAAGAUGUGGUGUGGUUGAGACUUGAGAGUUGAACCAACUCCCAUUGUUUUUACCCACAGGCCAGAGGCACCAGCUUAAUCUAUACUUGACACUCUUUGGCACUGCAAUGGCAUUAUCAAGUGUCUCCCCACUUUAUAUCUCAAAGUCCCCAAAUCAUCUACAAUCUCCGUCCAAACCCUUCACCGUCGUCUGCAGGAUUGAGCUCCAAAGGGGAAAUUAUUGUCGCGUGCUGAACUUACUGAAAUUGUGCUUUGAAAAAAGGGAAGCCAAUGCAGAGUCGAAGAAGUGGCAAAGACUGGUUUCAACCGCAUUGGCUGCCGCGGUUGUUACCCUUAGCCCGGUGAUGCCUGCUGUCGCGGAUCUCAAUAAGUAUGAAGCCGAGACGAGGGGUGAAUUUGGGAUUGGAUCAGCAGCCCAAUUUGGUUCUGCAGAUCUCAGGAAAGCAGUUCAUGUGAAUGAAAAUUUCAGAAGAGCCAAUUUCACAUCUGCCGACAUGAGGGAGUCUGAUUUCAGUGGUUCAACAUUUAACGGCGCAUACCUUGAGAAAGCUGUUGCAUAUAAGGCGAAUUUUACAGGUGCGGAUUUAAGCGACACAUUGAUGGACCGCAUGGUUCUGAAUGAAGCAAAUCUCACAAAUGCUGUGCUGGCUAGAACAGUGCUCACUCGCAGUGAUCUUGGGGGUGCUGUUAUUGAAGGUGCUGAUUUCAGUGAUGCUGUUAUAGAUCUUCCCCAGAAGCAGUUGAUAAGGAUUGAACAAAUGAUGGGCUUCUUAUGCAUAUGGUGAUUCAGAGUCGGAACUACGGAUAGAUGGGAAGUUGAAUAAAUAGUACGCCCUUGUUUGAUCUGGCUCACAAAAUUCAUGGUAGUGGUGGCCUGAUCUCACAUUCACUCUUUGAGCAUCCAGACAUAUUCAAAGGGGUGCAGUAGUUGGAAGACCCCUGGAUCACUAAGCCGAAUUAGUUGUUGUAUGAUAAGGCUCCUCAUUGUUUGAUUCAUUGGGAGCUAGUUGUUGUUUUCGAAGUCAAUUGGCCUUGAAGAGUCAUAGCCAAAGCAGGAGAGAUUAGGCUGUUUAAACAGUCCAGUUUUGAUUAUUCUGCAAGAUGUUUAAUUGGUUCUACCCACUGUCCAAAACUUUCCCACAUCAUGUACAUUGGCUAUUAUCUAUAUUGUUUCUUAUAUGCUCCUAUA